Messenger RNA from Zootermopsis nevadensis, 2924 nucleotides. Its product is annotated as Fanconi anemia group A protein homolog. Gene Ontology annotation, biological process: interstrand cross-link repair. NCBI's taxonomy places the organism in Eukaryota, Metazoa, Arthropoda, Insecta, Blattodea, Termopsidae. The record is from RefSeq and is a predicted model, not a curated record. Gene Ontology annotation, cellular component: Fanconi anaemia nuclear complex.
AAAUACUGAGGAAAUGUGAAAGUGAAAUUACAAUUGUCUGUUACUGUUCACACCUGAAAUAUGAUGGGGAAUGCAAGUAGAUUAGUUUCUAGCUGACUUUGGAACCGAGUUUUGUAAAUGGAUAAGGUUGUUAGGUUAUGUUCUAAUUUCCUGUUAGGAAUGAAUAUCACAGUUUGUAGUCUAGAUUUCCUGCAGUUCCAUUUUUGAUACUUUGAGCAAUGAACAGAUGCCUCAGCACCAGAUAAGACAGUUUAAUCUGUUUUGAAGUUUAGUCCCACAGCACAACUUGCCCCUACUGAAGCUCUUCAUCACUUGUCAUGCCAGUGUUCAGUUGUUGUAGACAAGGUCAGGAAUGUGUCUAAUUGAAGGGUCUGUAUUGGAUUUAGUAAUCAUAAGAAAGCCUCAGUUCAUUGACAGGGGUUUGUGUUCAGCCCUGAUCACGAUUUGAAUUUCAACACAAAAAAUGAAGAAGCAGCGAAUCAGUACCAAGGAAGCCAUCAUUUUACGAUUUAUUGAAAACCAUUACAAUGGUGAUGCUUUGAAGAAAUUUAUGGAUAUGUCUCCAAGAUUAGAUAAAAAUGAUCUUCAGUUCCUGCGAUUUCUCACAUCCAAUGAACCCACAUUUAACCAGAGGUUAAAUAAUCACAGAGAAACUGUUGAUGCCAUAUUAGAUUUAAAGUCAAUGAAGAAGUCAUUUUCACAGGUUAUCCCAAUUUUGCAAGAUUAUGCUGAAAGAAGUUCCUUUUUGUCAAGAGACUCCGUGGCACUGGUUACAGCAAACAUAUGUGCAAAAGCUUUGGAAGACUAUGUACUGAGUUCUAGAUCACAGUGUGGACAAAAAAGCUGUAUCUUGUUGGAAUUGAAAAUGCAAAAUGAGCUUGCUGAAUUGACCGGAGUUGUGAAGAAACUGGUUACAAUGAAUAAAUUUCAAAUUGAUAGUUUCAAACAGAAGUAUUUUGAAAUGAACUUUAUUCCUUUGCAAGUGCUAUGGCAUUUUCAUUGCAUGGAUUUGGUGCCAUUUACAAGUUACAUAUAUCACAAUGCAAAUCGGAAGGAAGUGAUCGAUCAUAUAAAAUCCAGCAUUGUGAAUUUGCUCUGUUCUCUCAGUGGCAUUUAUUGUCCUGGUCCUGAAAAUGCCUCCGGAACAAAUGAACAGAUGAUGGAUGUUGAAGAAAUUAUAACUGCAGGUACUAAUCAGAAUAAUACAGAAAAUUUUGUUAUCCUUGGAAUGAAGGAUGAAGAAGACGGUUUGUUGCAAUUAAAGCAAUGUAUAGCCAGUGACCUAAUAUCUUUGUUACUUUGUGUGGCUCAAGUUUCAAGUUCUAGCAGUGCAGGAAUCAAGUCCUGUGCCAAGAACUGUGAUGGUAUCCUAGAAAAUAUUAUCGAUAGGGCAAUGAAUAAUAUUUUGUCUGCGUCACUGAAUUCUGCUCCAGAAGUUAAGAUACCUCAUAACCAUAAGGACUACUUAUCACUACUACUUGAAGUCCCAACGCUCAGUGCUGAUAUUCUGGAACCAUUUCUUAACUCACAUUUUGUUACCACACUAUCAUACAAACCACAUGUAGAUGUCUAUACUGCAAUAUCAAAGCAAGAUGCCUGGACAUAUAAACAAUCUCCUGCCAUUUUGACAUCUAUAAUUAGAUCGAUGCUAGUUGGACUACGGGCAGAGAGCGUUGUAGUUCUUAAGAACUUUCUGCAGAAAGGAGAUGUAAAUUGGAAACUUGCUUUGGUCUGUGUGUCCACGUAUGUUAACUGCAUUCCAGAGGGUGGCAGCCAUAUGAAAGGGUUGGUUGACUGGCUGCUUAGCAAAGCAUUCCUGAAUUGUAACCGUAGUCUCCUCAUUGCCUCAUUUCUCAUAGCAAGGCAGUGUUGUGCAGAAGAUUGCGCUCCCUGGUUUCCCAAUUACAUGUCAUGGUUUGGAACAGCGUUUGGACAUGAAUCAUCUUGGGCCAGUCAGCAAAGUUUUGAGUUUUUUAUUCAGUUCCUCACUGAGGUAGUUCCAUAUGAGCCACCAGCGUGUCUCAGAGUUCACAUCGACAAACCUCCUGCAUGUCCUCAAAGUAGCUUCUUUCUCCUGGGGGAUUACGUAACAUUGGCUAAGACUCGACUAAAAGAUUUCAAUGAAAAAAUAGAAUUUGGUGUCUUCGGGCCGGGAUUGACUACAGAGCAAGACAUAGAACAUGCAUUGACACAUUUUGAAACACACAAUGGGGAAAUAGCACAGACAGUGCUGAGUGCAUGCUUGUUCCACCGCCAGCACUUUGAACAAAACUUUCUUAGAAAACUGCUUGCCCCUCGUGUAAUUCCAGACACUCCAGAUAUUAAAGCCAAAUUCAUAAAUAAGUUGCACAGUAUGGGCAAAAUCUCUCAUUCUGUGUAUACGAAGUACCAAGAGACAUGCAGAGCAGAAGCCAGGAUAUUUCAAGGUUAAUUGACUGACAAGCUUAUUCCAUUGUACACAGGAUCUUGUUAUCUAUUUACGUGAUCAAGAAUGUCCUAAGCAGUUCGGAGAAUAUGCUGGUAGCAUAAACAGAAGAAACAAGAAAUGCAUGCAGUGUUAUGGAAAAGACUACAUGAGAGACAAAGGCAUCGUUUGAGAGGACAAUACAAAAUGGAUCUUAGAGAAAUAUGUUGGUGAUAUGAAUGUGAAUAAAGGGAAAGACAGGUUGUAAGGUCAUCAAAUAUUCUGCAAGAAAUUUGCAUUUGAGUUGUCAGAGUAAAAUACUGAAGUUCAAAGAAAUUUAUUGAAAGGCACUAAAGUAUUCAUUAAAAUUGUUAUACGUGAUGAGGUAUUGAAUGAACUGUUGUGUCGGUUGUGAACAAAAUCUUAUUUCAGAGUUUUCAUAAAUUAAUCUGUUUUACUUUCUGUAGCAGAUUUAUAUUUAUAUAUGGACAGUAAUAAAUGGUUCAAACAAUUAAAUUCA